GUAGAUCUACACUGUCAAUCGAGACAUUCUUUGAAUGGUGAUGUCGCUGAAAUCAUCAGAGUUCAUUUACCCCUAGCGCCCGGGUGGCUAUGGUCGAAAUUCAUUAGCGCAACUCCUUCCCCAAGCCUAUUCCUUACUGCGGGUAACUUUGAGGGAUGGCGUUAGCAAAAAUGGAACAAGAAGAGAAUUCUUGAGAUCUAGAUUAGCCAGCCGUGUUUCGGCCAGCGAUGAACAAAAAUGGCUCUCCCUGGAGUGAACUGCAGGCGAGGUAGAAAGGCCGAUGGAUAUGACGUUUGCUGGAUGCUGGAACGGCUUGUGUGUGGCCUGGCACUCACCGCGAUGCUCUUCGCUUGGCAGCCUGCUUCGUGGCAAGCGGAAGCUCAGCUUUGCCAGAGUGACAGUGAGCAGAAAGUAGCCAAUAGGUGGACUAGUGGUUGCUCCCGACCAGACAUGCUUGUUCGCGGUAUCCACGACGACGAUGACAACUUCACUGAUAUUGACACGGUGAAAUGCUGCCAGGCACCGGUGUACACUGUGCCGGUUACUCAGACUGUGACGCUGCAGCCUGGUGGUUCCUGGUUGCCGGCGGAUGCGUGGACGUCACAGUGUCCCCAAGACUAUGCCGUAUCAGCUUUCAUCAACUCCCACUGUCAGACCUGCUCGUUCCUGGACAUCGUGUGCACCAAGGUAGCCAGCGGAGGCAGUGACAGGAGGGCAAUCAACACCAGUGCAUGCCAGACAGUGCGCACGGUACACGGUGGUACGAGAACAGGCAGCCUGGUCUGGAACACGGAGUGUCCGGUGGCCAGUGUGGUUACUGCCGUCUGGACGGAUCGCAUACACUGGAAGUAUAACCGACCUCUUCGCUACAUCAAGUGCUGCCCGUUAGAUGAUCCAUGCCUUGCAUAUGGUCUCAACUGCAGUCGUGGAUUCGGUAUCUGCCAGACCAUACACACACCUGUUGCCUCGUCAGUGCCUGGUCAGACUCCACCACCACAGCAAUACCACUGCACAUGUCCUGCAGGGAUUACAGGACAAGAAUGCACGCGGGACAUUGACGAAUGCGCCGCCACUAGCAACAGCAGCGGUGGCGGGAGCGUUUCCACGACAACCGGCGUGUGCGGCGCUGGUCCGGGUGUGAGGUGUCGGAACGCAAUUGGCUCCUACUGGUGCGCCUGCGCGGAUGGUUUCCGCCCCAAUAUCACCAUGGCAACCGCGUUGUCGUGCGUGGAUAUUGACGAAUGCUCUAUGGGCACGCACGGCUGCAUUGCCACGUCGGGACCGUGUCAAAAUACGGCGGGGAGUUACGCGUGCCGCUGUCGUCGGGGCUACACACGCGAUUCCAGCGGCCAAUGUCGCGAUGCGGAUGAAUGCGCUGAGAUUGGAACACUGUGCAUGCCCGGCGGAGUGUGCUCUAAUGUCGCCGGUAGCUUCCACUGCACGUGCCGAAGUGGAUUCGAGCUAGCUGCCGGCGGUACCCUGUGUACAGACCGGGAUGAAUGCUCACCGCACACUCUAGCGUUGGUUUGCAAUGGCGGCACGUGCAUCAACACCGUCGGGUCGUUUGAUUGCGUGUGUCCGCCCGAUUUCGCACUCCGGAACGGUACGUGCACGGCCCGCAGCACCUGCAGGUCGGGGUCGAACGACCCGUGCUGGCCCGGCGGUCGGUGCCUGGUGAAUGGAACCGGUCAUCGGUGUGUAUGCGCAGCUGGUUACCAUGACGCUGGAGGGACAUGCGUAGAGACUGACCCGUGCGCCGCCGAUGCGGAUGUGUGCAGCAGCCAUGGUGUAUGCACAUCGGCCUCCUAUUAUUGUAACUGCCAUAGCGGAUAUAGCUUCACAAACGGUACGUGCGCCGCAAAUCAGCAGAAGGUUUCAUGCGGUGCCAACGCAACCGUCUAUAGUAAUCCAUCUUUACGCGCGCCAUUCUGCCAGUGCGAUCCCGGUUUUUCGCUCUCAAACGGGACCUGUGUGCGCAUGAAUCCAUGCGACCGAAUCGCGGAUGGCACCUUCACAGUCUGUGGUCCAAACGGGCAGUGUUUGGUUACUGCAACUGGGCACAUGUGUGUUUGCGAGCAGGGGUAUGUCUUCCAGAACGGCACCUGUCGGGACCGUGAUGAGUGUGUGACAACGGUAGCGUUCUGUGGUGUUGCGCAUACCGCACGGUGCAUCAACACACCUGGAUCGGCCGUUUGCAUAUGCCUGCGUGGCUUCCAGUGGAGCGCGCACGAUCGCCAGUGCGUCGAUUUGAACGAAUGCCAUGACAACGAGACGGCGACACAGUGUGGCGGUGUGGAUGGCAACUGUGUCAACACCGACGGAAGCUACCGGUGCGUCUGUCUGGUCGGUUACCAUGGAGAUUCUGCGGAUGGCAGUUGCCUUGACGACAAUGAGUGCAACGAUUCACCAUGUGGCUCUGAUCAGAAUUGCGAGAACACCCUGGGUAGCUACCGUUGCUCCUGUCCCAAAGGCUAUGUGCUGGUGAACAGUAGCUGUGUGGACCCUGGAAAGUGUACGGUCAGCAGCUGUGGUCCAAACACUUCCUGCACUUCACAGCUCGGCUACGCCGGGGUGCGAUGUUCGUGCCAGAACGGACACACAUGGCAGAACGGCAGUUGUGUCCUGCAACCUCGGGUGACCUGCGGCAGUUUGGGUGCCAGUGCUGCGUGCGGAAAUGGCUCGCUCUGCCUCGAACGGCCAGACAAGCGCAUCCAGUGCGUGUGCCAACCAGGAUAUGACUGGCUCAAUGGAUCGUGUUUACGGCGCGAAAUUCCAUUGUUGACAUGCUUGCAGGUAUCGUGCGGACCCAAUGCAACCUGCCAGCAAUCCGGUGCGGGGGAGAUGCCGUACUGUACGUGUCGCCGUGGAUACCACUGGAGUAAUGGGUCGGCACAGGCAGGGUCGUCUUGUGUGAGUGUGUGCGAUGGCAUGAGGUGCCCGGCAAACGCGUCGUGUACUCUUGACGCGCACACUGGUGCCGCUCUGUGCAGAUGUGACGUGGGUUACUGGCAGUCCGGUGAUGGCACAUGCACACACGUGCUGAGCACUAUAACUAAGCUGCGACGCACACUGAACACAUCGUGUAAUACGCUGCUCAACGACUCGUACUCACGCUGCGAUAGACGACUCUCGGCGCAGAAGUGCAACCUCACAGCCCUGUGCGAACAGGAACUUUGCGGUCCGUUCGCAGCCUGCAACCUGGACGCGGAGCAGAAGUCAAUGCGGUGCCGCUGUCAUGACGGAUAUCACAUGAUCAAUGACACGUGCACAGACGUGAAUGAAUGUACCGGUGAUAUGCUGCCGUGUGGGUCCGGUCUUGUCGGCAUGUGUGUUAACGUGCCCGGAUCAUACCGCUGUCUGUGCUAUGCCGGGUAUAAAGCUAUGGACGCAGCGCUGACCGAAUGCGUGGAUACAGACGAAUGCCAGGAGAACGCUACACGCUGCGGACCAGGUGGACACUGCGUCAACGAGCCGGGUAGCUAUGGGUGCGAGUGCUCGGCGGGGUUUUCCCGGAUACGUGCCGAGAUUGGAGAGCGGUGCGAAAACAUCAACGAGUGUGAAUCUGACGUAGGUUCACUGCUGUGUGGAGACGGUGGUGGUACAUGCGUAGACCUGCCUGGGCGGUACGCCUGUAAUUGCACUACUGGGUUUGAACUGCAUUACGUCAUGGACAGUGAGCUGGCACUCACCGCAUCUCCUACAUCCUCCAUUGCUCCGAACAUUACCUGCCGUGAUAUUGACGAGUGUCUGCUGUACAAGGACGUGUGCCGUCCGAAUGGAGUAUGCCGCAACGUGCCCGGGAGUUUCGUAUGCGAUUGCCUGCGGGGAUACCAGCCCAGUACCGCUGAUACUUACACCGCUCACACCAAUCUCACUACUGCUGCAAGCAGUGGUAGGGUGUAUGAUCCGCUGUGCUCGGAUGUGAACGAGUGUGAGCAAAAUACAUCACUGUGCAGGCCACACGGCGAGUGUGUGAACACCCCCGGUGCGUACUCCUGUCGGUGCUCGAAAGGCUACACUGUGCGUGCUCAGGCAAUGCUCAACAGUGCGGGUUCCGUUGUCACUUGCACUGAUCUAGACGAAUGUGUUGGCAGUGGCAGCAGCAACCCAUGCGGGCCAGGUGCUUGCGUCAACAUGGCGGGGAGUUUUCAUUGCCGGUGUCCCCGUGGUUACGCGGCGGCUGCGAACGGCACCGAAUGCCGCGACACGGACGAAUGUGACAGGGCCCUGCUUGCGGAGCGGCCCUGCACACCCGGAGGUUCAUGCAUCAAUACGGAUGGGUCUUACCGCUGUCUCUGCUUGCCCGGGUUUGAGCUCCGUACGGCUACGGUGGCAAGUUCUCCAAAAAGAUCCAGCCAGUUCUCGCUUCACACCAACCAAUCAAACAUUACUCCCCAGCCCACAAACAGCACAGUGCAGCACGAUGCACAUAACACAACCAGGAAGGUAGCUUAUGACUACCUGAACACAAGCAGGUGUUUGGAUAUUGACGAGUGCUCCGCAGGCCUGCAUCACUGCAUUGCCACGGCACCCUGUCAUAACUAUGCCGGCGGAUACCUGUGCCUGUGUUCGGACGGCUCCAUACAGAGGGUGCUUGAUGACGACGGCGGUGUCGAUGCUCGUCGUGACCAUGGUGAUCCAGAGCAAGUUGGUGACCACGGCGACGCGGGUCAGAGUCAAUGUGGACGACUGGCAAGCACCGGACCAGAGUCCAGCAUAAGUAAUCAGCAGUCACAUGGCACGAGUACAAUUGUGCUUGCCUGCAUCCUUGCCAUCUUCAUCAUCAUAGCUCUGCUGGCAAUAGCCGUUCGCUGCCAGAAUCGACGGCUUGCAAAACGAUCGCUUAGCCCCGGAAUGGCGGCCGCCUUCUCCAAUGGGCGCACGCGUCUCAUCUCGUCCACAUCGAGUCGCUUGAACAAUGCCACGUUCGACAACGCGGCCGAGUGGCAGGGAGAUCUCAAUGAUGGUAUAUGUGCGAGCGGUGGCCAGUUGGAGUUGGGUGCCGGCGAGGCUUCCAACAACGGAUCCGAGUUGUUUGCUCAGUACUCGAUCGCCCAUGAUGGCAAGCGAGGGCAACCACCUCCACAGCCCCAGCUAUCCGCCGUCAACCCCGGGUUUGGCCUGACAGGUGCCGUUGGCGAUGGCGGAGAGCUGGAACUGGAUGAUUAUCUAGUGGGUCUACCCGACGUGUCGGUGGAUGACGACGAGACGAGCAAUGACGUCACUCCUGCCGCAGCUGUUGAUCACCGUACGGCCCAGCCUCACGGGUCCAUUGCAAACGCCCUGUACGGCUUGCACGUUGACCUGUCUCCAGUGUGCAGCGUAGCUGACAGCUCAUCAUUGCCUCCCAGCACAGCACCACCAACCAUCAUUCAGGCUGAAUACUGCAGUUCAGCGGCAAGUGCUAAGACAGAGAAAGAUGUCGAUGAACCAGCCGGUAUCAUCCACGCACAGACCUCAGCCAGUGUGUUUCCUGUAGACCGCAAUCGACUAGAAUGCUAUGUGCAGGCUUCAGAGACUGGCGAGGAUGAGGAGGGUUUCAACAACAAUGAUGACGACGAUAAUGCCAUCACGCAUAUCUAGUAUGUUUGUGGAUGUCCUCGCAACAUCCGGAUCCGCUAUAAUAUUACCAUCAUCUGCUUUGAACUCACAUGGAGCCGGCGUAUUGGCUCAUGCGCUCCCGCAACAUUGCACGCCUGCCCAUCGGUCUUAGACACACACACUGACAUAUUUACUUACACUUGCCCAUCGCUGAAGUGAUGAUAGCGAACAAGCCAUGUUAGACAUACUGGUAGCAACACACGCACGCUCGCUCGCACGCACGUACACACACAUGCACACACACUCGCACGCUCACAUGCACGCACGCAAGCACUCAUACACACACGCACGCACGCACACAUACACACACACACACACACACUCUCUCUCUCUCUCUCUCUUUCUCUCUGUAUCUUCCUUUGUGAUUUGGGCCUGAAUGCCAUUGUAUUUUCAGAAGUUGAGCUUGACAAACAGAUCUAUUUCCAUUCUACUAGUACACAUCCGAAUUAUCCACUAGUGACAACUACUGUACGUUGCGAGAGUGACAAUAGUACAUACGAGCAAGUUUUCAUAUGAAUCUUUUUGGUUUGCAUUUGAAAAUCUUUUACACAUGCAUUUCCUGAUUUCUUCUCCAGCGUUGUAUAGUACAAUAAAACCUGGUUUAAGCGACCA
This is a messenger RNA of Sycon ciliatum, 6213 nucleotides long. RefSeq names its product fibrillin-1-like. NCBI's taxonomy places the organism in Eukaryota, Metazoa, Porifera, Calcarea, Leucosolenida, Sycettidae. Bases 238 to 5583 code for a protein of 1781 amino acids. The transcript is spliced from 6 exons. Gene Ontology annotation, molecular function: calcium ion binding. The record is from RefSeq and is a predicted model, not a curated record.